Messenger RNA from Solea senegalensis (Senegalese sole), 1819 nucleotides. RefSeq lists its product as uncharacterized. The record is from RefSeq and is a predicted model, not a curated record. The coding region runs from base 245 to 1309 and encodes 354 amino acids. Gene Ontology annotation, cellular component: membrane. The transcript is spliced from 8 exons. Lineage: Eukaryota; Metazoa; Chordata; Actinopteri; Pleuronectiformes; Soleidae.
ACAAAGCGUGCUCUGGCCGGUGUUUGUGCCAUAAGAAGCACGGAAGUGGUUUUGUUUCGGUUGCUACGCACAGUACUAUGUGAGAAAUGAGAGCUGGGGUAUAUUCUAAGUUUGGUUCACUCUCUUGAAAGCGUUUUUUAUUACAUGAAGAUUUUUUUUAUUCCUCUACAUUGUUUUAAUUUCGCCUGAACCAAACGGAAUAUAUAGCUAGCUACCUAGCUAGUUAGCAAGAUUCAUUGACACCAUGCCGCCGUACUCCGAAUUAAGGAAAACAAACCACUUCUACUACUUCAUCAAAUUCACCCUGAACAUCUACUCAAUGGUCUUCUCGCUGAUGGGUCUCUGUGUGCUGUGUGUGGGGGUGUAUGCUGAGGUGGAAAGGCAGAAGAACCGAACCCUGGAGGGCCUUUUCCUGGCUCCUGCUGUGGUGCUCAUCCUGCUGGGCCUGGUGAUGUUCACCGUGUCCGUGGUGGGCAUGGUGGGAUCCCUGAGGGACAACAAGACCCUGCUACACAUGUUCCUCUGUGUUCUCUGUGUCUUGCUGAUUCUGCAGGCCAUCGCACUCACAGCGGCUCUCAUCUUUGAAAAGAAGACCGUCGCCUUGUUUCAGAGCAGCAUCCGGGAAGGAAUUAAACACUACUACGAUGAUCUUGACUUCAAAAACAUCUUGGACUACGUGCAACAAAAGUUUUCAUGCUGUGGAGGGGAUGAUUAUAAAGACUGGGGAGUCAACCAGUACCAUUUCUGCAAUGGUACUGGUCCACUGGCCUGCGGGGUUCCAUACACCUGUUGUGUUCGCCACAAGUUGGGAGAGGUCAUCAACACUCUUUGUGGUUACCAGACUCUGAUGAAAGAGCGUGAAGCCCUGCAGGAUUUGAUCCAUGUGCGAGGUUGCAUCCAUGCAGUCAACCUCUGGAUGAGUGACAACAUUGGAAUAACCGUCGCUCUCUGCUGUGCCAUCGGGCUGCCACAGCUGCUGGGCAUCGUCCUGAGCUGCGUCUUCUGGAACCUGCUGGUGGACAUGAGCGAGUCGGCCGACAUGGUGGACUUCAAGCUGAAGAAGGCGGCGUUCAAGUACAGCGAGCUGGACCUGGCCGGCGCCGGCUGGUGUAUGUGCCUGCCGAGGGACGGCGGCUACCUGCCCGUCCCCGCCGCCGAGCCGGGACUGGACCCCAUUGACAUUCACCUGCAGAAGCUAAAGAAGCAGCAGCCGCGCACGCACGCUCAGCUGCGGGAGAUGCAGCAGUCCAGAUCGGCCACCGGGCUGGACGAGGUCGACGUCGGCCGGAAGCAGAAAAGGGAACACUGAGUGCUCGUUUCUGGGGUCUUUGGCCUUCUUCUUCUUUUUUUUUUUCCUGUCAUUGUAUUCGGUGCAUUUGUUGGUUAUUUAAUGGUGGAACAUGUCAGUCAUUGGAUCAAGAGACACUCAGUCAGUAUUUUGGCACUUUGUGGACGAAAUUUUGAAGGGACGACCUGCAACAUUGGCUUCUUUUUAAAAGAAAACUUACAUUUUUUUGUGACAGUUCUUAUUCAAAGAUUGAUGGCAUUAUGUUUUUAUUUAUUUCGUUUUUAAAUUCUUUGAAAAUUGAGCUACGUCUCGCGUGCUAAUGCUUACCUCAGGCUGUUGUGAAAACGGCCCGUCAGUCCGAGGACAGUUCUUAUUUGGUGUGUAAAUAAACGGUAGCUUGAAAAGAUGUUUUUCGGUGUCGGAGAAAUAGGAAUAGCCAAGUAUGUCUUGCGUGUAGCGUCUGUGACGGAUGUAUACAGUUUGUGUAUUGUUUUAAUUUGUUUUAUUUAUUUUGAUUUUGUGCAAUCGGUG